Messenger RNA from Carlito syrichta (Philippine tarsier), 1726 nucleotides. RefSeq names its product G-patch domain and KOW motifs (gene GPKOW). Gene Ontology annotation, molecular function: nucleic acid binding. The transcript is spliced from 11 exons. NCBI's taxonomy places the organism in Eukaryota, Metazoa, Chordata, Mammalia, Primates, Tarsiidae. The coding region runs from base 75 to 1505 and encodes 476 amino acids. Gene Ontology annotation, biological process: mRNA splicing, via spliceosome. Gene Ontology annotation, cellular component: spliceosomal complex. The record is from RefSeq and is a predicted model, not a curated record.
GCCGGCCCCUAGCGAACUUGAACCCAAACUAAACUUCCCAGCAAGCAGCGCGCCGGCCUGGGAAAAGGGGCAAGAUGGCGGACGCCGAAGACGGUGCUUUGCAACCGGCGGCAGCUUCUACUGCUCCGAUUUCGUUUGGCUUCACUCGCACGUCCGCCCGGAGGCGGCUGGCGGACCCCGGAGACGACGCAGGGCCAUCCCCGGAGGAGAAGGAUUUCUUGAAAACCGUGGAAGGGAAGGAGCUGCAGAGUGUGAAGCCCCCAGAAGCCCCCAAGGAACUCGUCAUCCCUUUGAUCCAGAAUGGCCAUCGCAGGCAGUCACCAGCCCAGCCCCCUGUGCCAUCCACGGAUACUGGGGCUGUGGUGGAUGGGGUGCUGUCCCAGGCCGUGAAGGAACUUAUUGAGGAAUCCAAGAAGUCUCUGGAGGAGAGAGAGAAUGCGGGUGUCGACCCCACGCUUGCUAUCCCCAUGAUCCAGAAAGGAUGCACCCCCAACAGGGAAGGGGCAGACAGCGAACCCCGGCCUGAGACAGUCCCGGAGGAGGCCAAUUAUGAGGCAGUCCCUGUGGAGGACUAUGGAAUGGCCAUGCUGCGGGGCAUGGGCUGGAAACCCGGCGAGGGCAUUGGCCGCACCUUCAAUCAAGUGGUGAAGCCCCGGGUCAACUCACUGAGGCCCAAGGGGUUAGGGUUGGGUGCCAACUUGACUGAGGCUCAGGCCUUGGCCCCCACCGGUGCCUCCCGUGUGCCAAGGCCAGAUGAGGAACAAGAGAAGGAUAAGGAAGACCAGCCUCAAGCGCUAGUGCCUGGUGGAGCUGUGGUGGUCCUUUCUGGCCCUCACCGAGGCCUCUAUGGGAAGGUGGAAGGCCUUGAUCCUGACAAUGUUCGGGCCAUGAUUCGUCUGGCUGUGGGGAGCCGCAUGGUGACUGUUAGUGAGUACUUCCUGCGGCCUGUCUCCCAGCAGGAGUUUGACAAGAAUUCCUUGGAUCUUAGGCAACAGAAUGGAACAGCCUCAUCACAGAAGGCCCUCCGGAAUCAGGACCUCCAUGUCCAGCGGGAGAGCUCAGAGAGGAAGCGGAAACACCUUCCAGACCGACAGGAUAGGCCUGUAGCCAAGAGUGAGAAGGCAGCCCCCAUGACUCAGCACUGGCUGUACAGGGACCUGCGUGUGCGGUUUGUGGACAAGCUGCACAAAGGUGGCCAAUAUUACAACACCAAGAUGACGAUUGAAGAUGUCCUGAGCCCAGAUAGCUGUGUGUGUCGAACAGAUGAAGGCCGAGUCCUGGAAGGCCUGAGGGAAGACAUGUUGGAGACCCUGGUUCCCAAGGCAGAGGGUGACCGUGUGAUGGUGGUGCUGGGUCCACAGGCUGGAAGAGUGGGACGUCUGCUAGGCCGGGACAGAGCUCGGAGCCGGGCUUGGGUGCAGCUGCAGAGAGAGAAUCAGGUGGUGGAGCUUCAUUACGAUGCUGUCUGCCAGUACAUGGGCCCUAGUGACACAGAUGAAGACUGACCCAUGGGACCACUCCCAUCCCCCAGGCUGUUCCCAGUUCUGUACAGUAUGAGAAAGGCCUUCCAGAAGAUUAUCCCAUCCUCUGCUUUUGGUGCACUCCUGGGACAGGGACAAGGGAAAUGGAUGAAUGGACCAGAAGAGAGGCUAGAAACAAACCCAAUAUUUACCAGAGUUUAUUAUAUAAUAAUAAAAAUUUCAAAUAAUUAGUAGAAAGAUGAAAU